GAGGCAGCGGGAGGGGAUGGUGUGCCUGGCGGAGGCGGUGGCGGGCGCCGCUCCGGCUCCUCCAUCCCCCCCGCCGUCGCCAUGGGUGUGAGCGGGGCCCGGCGGCCUGCGCAGAUAUGAGGCAUCCAUUAAUAAGCUAAAAGUGAAAGAACCAUGGCUCAGUUUCCAACACCUUUUGGGGGCAACCUGGAUAUCUGGGCUAUUACUGUGGAGGAGAGAGCUAAACAUGAUCAACAGUUCCACAGUCUGAAACCAACAUCUGGAUUUAUCACUGGUGAUCAAGCUAGAAACUUUUUUUUUCAGUCUGGGUUACCUCAGCCGGUGUUAGCACAGAUAUGGGCUUUAGCUGACAUGAACAAUGAUGGAAGGAUGGAUCAGCUGGAGUUUUCAAUAGCUAUGAAACUUAUCAAAUUAAAACUGCAAGGCUAUCAACUCCCAUCUGCGCUGCCUCCUGUCAUGAAGCAGCCACCUAUUGCUCUAUCUGGUGCACCAGGGUUUGGUAUUGGGGGCAUUGCCAGCAUGCCAUCUCUUACAACUGUUGCCCCAGUGCCAAUGGCAUCUAUUCCAGUAGUAGGAAUGUCUCCGCCAUUAGUAUCUUCUGUUCCUGCAGCAGCAGUGCCUCCCCUGGCUAAUGGAGCUCCUGCUGUUAUACAGCCUCUGCCUGCUUUUGCUCAUCCUGCCACAUUGCCAAAGAGUUCUUCCUUUAGUAGAUCUGGUCCAGGAUCACAGCUGAACACAAAACUGCAAAAGGCACAAUCGUUUGACGUGGCUAGUGUGCCUCCUGUGGCAGAGUGGGCAGUACCUCAGUCAUCAAGACUGAAAUACAGACAGUUGUUCAAUAGCCACGAUAAAACAAUGAGUGGACACUUAACAGGUCCGCAAGCAAGAACUAUUCUUAUGCAGUCAAGUUUACCCCAGGCUCAGCUGGCUACGAUAUGGAAUCUUUCAGAUAUUGAUCAAGAUGGAAAGCUUACGGCUGAAGAGUUUAUUCUGGCUAUGCACUUAAUUGAUGUAGCUAUGUCUGGUCAGCCACUGCCACCUGUACUGCCUCCAGAGUAUAUUCCACCUUCAUUUAGAAGAGUACGCUCUGGUAGUGGCGUAUCUGCUGUAAGUUCAGUAUCUGUAGACCAAAGGUUACCAGAAGAACCAGCAUUAGAAGAAGAACAGCAGCAACUGGAAAAGAAAUUACCAGUUACAUUUGAAGAUAAAAAACGUGAGAACUUUGAACGUGGCAAUCUAGAACUUGAAAAACGGAGGCAGGCUCUCCUGGAACAGCAACGGAAAGAGCAAGAGCGUCUAGCACAGCUGGAGCGGGCAGAGCAAGAACGGAAGGAACGUGAGCGACAAGAGCAAGAGCGGAAAAGGCAACUGGAGCUAGAGAAACAGCUGGAAAAACAACGGGAAUUGGAACGGCAGAGAGAAGAGGAGAGGAGGAAAGAAAUAGAAAGAAGAGAGGCUGCAAAACGGGAACUUGAGAGGCAGAGGCAACUUGAAUGGGAACGUAAUCGUCGGCAAGAACUGCUAAAUCAAAGAAACAGAGAACAAGAGGACAUAGUUGUUCUGAAGGCAAAGAAGAAAACUUUAGAAUUUGAGCUGGAAGCUCUAAAUGAUAAAAAAAAUCAGUUGGAAGGAAAGCUUCAGGAUAUAAGAUGUCGGCUGUCUACCCAAAGACAAGAAAUUGAAAGUACAAAUAAAUCUAGAGAACUGAGAAUUGCAGAAAUCACCCAUUUGCAGCAGCAGCUACAGGAAUCUCAGCAGAUGCUUGGAAAGUUGAUUCCAGAAAAGCAAUUGCUCAAUGACCAACUGAAGCAGGUUCAACAGAACAGUUUGCAUAGAGAUUCUCUUCUUACUAUCAGAAGAGCCUUAGAAGCCAAGGAGCUAGCCCGUCAACAGCUUCGAGACCAGCUAGAUGAAGUAGAAAAAGAAACCAGAUCUAAACUUCAGGAAAUUGAUAUUUUCAAUAAUCAGCUGAAGGAGCUGAGAGAAAUACAUAACAAACAGCAACUUCAGAAACAAAAGAACUUAGAAGCUGAGAGGCUGAAACAGAAAGAACAAGAAAGGAAGACAGAGCUGGAAAAGCAAAGAGAAGCUCAAAGGAGAAUCCAGGAUCGGGAUAAACAACGGCUGGAUCGAGUGCAACAAGAAGAAGAACCUCAAUGGCAAAAAAAAAAUCAAGAAGAUGACAAGCAAAAAAGGGAAGAAACAAUUAAGAAGAAGGAAAGUGAGGAUAAGGGGAAACAGGAAAUCCAAGAGAAACCGAGUAAGCUUUUCCAACCACAUCAAGAACCAGUUAAGCCAGCUGUCCAGGCUCCAUGGUCAAAUGCAGGAAAAGCUCCACUAACAAUUUCUGCUCAGGAGGAUGUAAAAAUAGUGUAUUAUAGAGCACUGUAUCCUUUUGAAUCAAGAAGCCAUGAUGAAAUCACUAUUCAACCUGGCGACAUAGUCAUGGUGGAUGAAAGUCAGACUGGAGAACCAGGGUGGCUUGGUGGAGAAUUGAAGGGAAAAACUGGAUGGUUCCCGGCAAACUACGCAGAAAAAAUACCUGAAAGUGAAGUUCCAGCGUCUAUAAAACCAGUUGAGGCAGCUCCUGCACCUAAAGUUUCCGUGCAUGAAACAACCACAUCACUAGGAACUGCUGCAUCUACAGAGUGCACGACAACUGCCAACAACUGGGCAGACUUCAGUUCAACAUGGCCAGCAAACACUAAUGAGAAACCAGAGACAGACAACUGGGAUGCCUGGGCAGCUCAGCCGUCGUUGACAGUUCCCAGUGCAGGGCAGCUGCGGCAGCGAUCAGCCUUCACCCCUGCCACUGUUACAGGAUCAUCUCCCUCUCCCGUUUUGGGUCAGGGUGAAAAAGUGGAGGGACUUCAAGCACAGGCUUUGUAUCCUUGGAGAGCAAAAAAAGAUAACCACCUUAAUUUCAACAAAAAUGAUGUCAUCACAGUUUUAGAGCAGCAAGAUAUGUGGUGGUUUGGAGAAGUUCAAGGACAAAAGGGGUGGUUUCCUAAGUCAUAUGUGAAGCUUAUUUCAGGCCCCAUUAGGAAGUCAACAAGCAUGGAUUCUGGUUCUUCAGAAAGUCCUGCUAGUCUGAAAAGAGUAGCAUCACCAGCAGCUAAAGCAACUAUGUCAGGUGAAGAAUAUGUUGCUAUGUAUACUUACGAGAGUUCUGAGCAAGGAGACCUAACCUUUCAGCAAGGUGAUAUGAUUCUUGUGACAAAGAAAGAUGGCGACUGGUGGACAGGAACGCUGGGUGAUAAAACAGGAGUUUUUCCAUCUAAUUAUGUGAGACUCAAAGAUUCUGAGGCUUCUGGAGCAGCUGGAAAAACAGGAAGCUUAGGGAAGAAACCUGAAAUUGCCCAAGUUAUUGCCUCUUACACAGCAACGGGUCCAGAACAACUCACCCUUGCUCCUGGUCAGUUGAUUCUUAUCAGAAAGAAGAACCCAGGUGGCUGGUGGGAAGGAGAGCUCCAAGCCCGAGGGAAAAAACGACAAAUAGGAUGGUUUCCUGCUAAUUAUGUAAAACUCUUGAGCCCUGGUACCAGUAAAACUACGCCAACCGAGCUACCUAAAUCAACAGCAUUACCUUCAGUGUGCCAAGUAAUUGGCAUGUAUGACUACACUGCACAGAAUGAUGAUGAGCUAGCAUUCAAUAAAGGCCAGAUUAUAAACGUCCUUAGCAAGGAAGACCCAGACUGGUGGAAAGGGGAGGUGAAUGGACAAGUGGGUCUCUUCCCAUCCAACUAUGUGAAGCUGACAACAGAUACGGACCCAAGCCAGCAAUGGUGUGCAGACUUGCAUCUUCUGGAUAUGUUGACACCUACUGAAAGAAAAAGGCAGGGAUACAUCCAUGAGCUCAUUGUCACAGAAGAGAACUAUGUAAAUGAUUUGCAGUUGGUCACAGAGAUCUUCCAGAAACCACUAAUGGAAUCUGAGCUGCUAACAGAAAAGGAAGUUGCUAUGAUUUUUGUUAAUUGGAAGGAACUGAUUAUGUGCAAUAUAAAACUACUGAAGGCCUUGCGUGUGCGUAAGAAGAUGUCUGGAGAGAAGAUGCCAGUGAAAAUGAUUGGCGACAUCCUGACAGCUCAGCUGCCACACAUGCAGCCAUACAUUCGGUUCUGUAGCUGCCAGCUCAAUGGGGCAGCACUCAUUCAGCAGAAAACAGAUGAAGUCCCCGAAUUCAAGGAGUUUGUAAAAAGGUUAGCAAUGGAUCCUCGCUGUAAAGGAAUGCCACUAUCAAGUUUUCUACUAAAGCCUAUGCAACGGGUAACAAGAUACCCACUAAUAAUUAAAAAUAUAAUAGAAAACACUCCUGAAAGCCAUCCUGACCACAGUCACUUGAAGCAUGCUCUUGAAAAAGCGGAAGAAUUAUGUUCUCAAGUAAAUGAAGGAGUGCGAGAGAAAGAAAAUUCAGAUAGGCUGGAGUGGAUCCAGGCUCAUGUUCAGUGCGAAGGCCUCUCUGAGCAACUCGUAUUUAAUUCUGUUACAAACUGCUUGGGACCACGCAAGUUUCUGCACAGUGGGAAGCUCUAUAAAGCCAAGAGUAACAAGGAACUGUAUGGCUUUCUGUUCAACGAUUUCCUCCUCUUGACUCAGAUCAUAAAACCUCUUGGCUCUUCUGGCACAGACAAGGUCUUCAGCCCCAAGUCUAAUCUGCAGUACAAAAUGUACAAAACUCCCAUUUUUCUAAAUGAAGUACUAGUAAAAUUACCCACAGACCCUUCUGGAGAUGAGCCCAUUUUCCAUAUCUCCCACAUUGACAGAGUCUAUACACUCCGGGCUGAAAGCAUUAAUGAAAGGACUGCAUGGGUUCAGAAAAUUAAAGCUGCUUCGGAACUUUACAUAGAGACUGAAAAGAAGAAGAGGGAAAAGGCCUACUUAGUUCGCUCACAAAGAGCAACGGGCAUUGGGAGGUUGAUGGUGAAUAUUGUUGAAGGCAUUGAACUAAAACCUUGCAGAUCCCAUGGAAAGAGUAAUCCAUACUGUGAGGUGACGAUGGGCUCUCAGUGCCACAUCACCAAGACAAUGCAGGACACCCUCAAUCCGAAGUGGAACUCCAACUGCCAGUUCUUUAUCAAAGACCUCGAGCAGGACGUACUCUGCAUCACGGUGUUUGAGAGGGACCAGUUCUCCCCAGAUGACUUUUUGGGCAGAACAGAGAUCCGUGUGGCAGACAUUAAGAAGGAUCAGGGUUCAAAGGGACCAGUUACAAAGUGUCUCCUUCUCCAUGAAGUCCCCACAGGAGAGAUAGUCGUCCGACUGGACCUGCAAUUGUUUGAUGAGCCUUAGAAGGAAAGGGACCAAUGUUUUGGUUUUUUUUUUUGGUCUGAGUUCACUGCAAUAUAGGUAUCUGCAGAAGCUGUCACAAAACCCUUAUUGGUUUGAUACGAAACUACUGCUUGCCCUUCACACACAAGAGGGUUAUCAAAGCAAACAGGAGCAUCUUUGUGCCUUGAUAAUUCUCACUGAAAAACGAGUCCCAGUUUAGUGAGGAAGUCUCCCUCAAUUUCUCUAUGUGGAACCUGAUGUUAGUUUCCUGGGUUUAUGAAGUAACCUGGCUGUUCGUUGUGCUGCAGCCUGAAAGGCUGGCACACCACAUAGGUCCCCGUGCUUGCUCCAGUUACUCUACUCGUUAAUUUACAUGAAGAAGGCAAUGUUGGUAUGUUUGGUGGCUUUCUGCAGGGUUUUCCCCCAUAAGGAAUUCUGUGCCUAUUGCUCAGCAAAGUGGCGUGUAAAUGUUUUGUGAAUGGAACAAGCAGUUAUGCAGUAAGAAGAUCUCUGGAGAUCUUCAUGGCGAUACUGAAAAUAUUUAGAAAAUAAAUAGUCUAUAUCUAUAAAGAGAGAAGAUUCUAUUAACAUACCACUUCAUGACUCACAUUGCCCCCAGAAUAAAUUACGUGCAGGCCUUGUGCACAGAGAUGAGUUACACUCCAGAAGAGUCCACCCACUCAGUACCUUUGGAAGAAGUGUUUGAACAGUGAGUGAAGGACAGAAUAUAGAGCCCUGCUGAAUGUUGUGCUGUACCACUUUGAUACUGUUUUACUACUGCUGCUCAGUUGUGUGAAUGCAGAUGGAUGUUCCGUCACCUGCAGUGAGGAAGGAAAACAAUGAUGGCUCUAGCUCAGGAAGCUCAUUUCUACCCCGCAGAGUCUAGUUUGCAAAGCAAUCAGUGGUGACCAGUUAUUAAACUGUACUGUGCCUGACUGCAUUCGACAUCGUGUUGCUGAAUUCAGGGCAGUAGCACAUUGUCACUCACAGCAGUGUUUGCUGCAAACCGGGCUGGUCACAAAGUUGGUGGCAAAGAUGGUAGACGUGAACAGAAUGAAGUGUUUGUGAUUGUAUGGAGUGGGUAACCCAGGGGUAAUGUCUUUUUCAUCUUGGGGAACACAAAAGGUUAUAUAUGUGUUUAACUCAACACAUAGCACACAUACAGGCCAACGUCCAGCAAACUUCCCGUGUUUGGCAAACCAUCUGUCCCUAAGUGCACACAUAGGUUGCAUUUCCCUUAAGUACACGACUGGAUGUGACAGACCCCUAAGAGUAAAAUUCAUCUUUGUUCUGCCUGGAAUCAUUUCGUUCAUUACCUAUCAUGCAUACACUGGUAUUUUUGUAAUGACUUUAAUUCUGAAUGGGAGGUGUCAGCCUGUUCCAUUAGCAUGUGAAUGUUCUCGUGGAGCCUGUUGUUAGGUUUUGAUGUUCUUUGCAUGUCCUUUCAGUACUGGUUUCCACCUUCCCUGUAUAGAUGGUGUUCUCUAGCACUACAAUUCUUAUUGAUUUCCAUUAGGAAAUUAGGAUAUAUUCAUAACGGAUAGGUAGAAACAGUAUGGUAAUAAGUGUAAACUGUGCUGGGAAGUGUCUGUGUAUUAUAAUUUCCUACGAGACCACUGUAAUGUUUCAAGCAAUGGGAAAAAUGUAUGUUGGAGGGACGACAAAGUUUACAUUUCAUACUUUUCAGAAUCGCUUUAUUAUUUAUUUAUUGAAGAUAGUGUAGAAUUUUGUAUCAGAAAUGACAGACAUACUUAUGUAUUUUUUGAAACAGAAAAGCAGAGAUACACACUUUAGUUAGAAACUUUCAACUGAUCACAUUUUAGAGGGAGUGCAACUUCCUGGGCAUGCAUUUGGUUACCACUAACUGGCAGAAAACAUGAUUAAGAGAACUUUAAGUUUCUAUUUUUCAAUGUUGUUAAGAAAAUUGUUUCGAUUAAAAUAUGUAAAUAGUACUAAACCCAUGUUUUCCUAAUUCCAUAUCAAUACAUUUUAUUAAAUAUAACGUAUAUGAAAAUACACGUUGUUGUGGUAGAAUUAAAAAAAAGUGAUAAAAUCUAUUAAUGGGUAACAUUAAAUGUCAUUUAAUGUCAUGUCUAACCUUUUAUUGCUGUCCUAAUUUUACUCACUAGCUGGACAUACAGUGAAUUCCUUUCAGUGUUUAGAAAGUCGGAUCAUCUUUUUAUGGCAUCAUUUCCACAGCAUGAAUUUCAGCAAAAAAUAGUAGACAAAUAGGAAAAAAAUACCAUGGAUGUGAUGCAGAGAUCCAGUCCAGGUUUGCAGAAGAAGCCUCAAGUUGCUGCGUUUUCCUCUGAGAUUCACUUGCUGUUGGAAGUGGUUGCCAGGUAGCUGUGGGGGCUCCUCUUGGACUGUGACCCCGUCAUCGAUACGUCAGAUUGCAUCUUUUUAUGUGGUAACACAACUGAGCACCUUCCCAACCACCAUCGCUUGUCAUUUCCAACUUGCCCUCAAUGCAUGGGAACGUUUAGUUCCUGUUAAUGCCAAUGAAUGUCAUGCAUGUGUGAGAUGAUGAUGAAGGGCUGGGGUUCAGCUCCUGGAUUUCUAACUUGCAAUCAGUCCUUGUAAUUUCCCUUGUCCAUCCAGGACUUCAUGUGCUGUGGAGUUGUGGGAGUGGCAAGGCCUCUUCUUCCAGGUAACAGUGAUACGAUAAGUUGUGCCAGGGGAGGUUCAGGUUGGGUAUUAGGAGAAAUGUCUU
Lagopus leucura (white-tailed ptarmigan) is the source of this 7981-nucleotide messenger RNA. RefSeq names its product intersectin 1 (gene ITSN1). The record is from RefSeq and is a predicted model, not a curated record. Lineage: Eukaryota; Metazoa; Chordata; Aves; Galliformes; Phasianidae. Gene Ontology annotation, biological process: positive regulation of Rho protein signal transduction; clathrin-dependent synaptic vesicle endocytosis; intracellular signal transduction. Bases 154 to 5289 code for a protein of 1711 amino acids. The transcript is spliced from 39 exons. Gene Ontology annotation, cellular component: presynaptic membrane; clathrin-coated pit; plasma membrane. Gene Ontology annotation, molecular function: molecular adaptor activity; protein binding; calcium ion binding.